AUGUAUAUUGGAGAAGUUGGGCAACCCAGACAGCAAGUGGCCCACAAUCCUGUCAGUGUGGUGUGUGAUGAGGACAAGAUGGUGGUGACUGUUCAGAGAGAUCUAUAUGGGAAUGGGAAGCUGGUGAAGGCCUCAGAUCUGAGCCUGGGAUCCCAGCUCUGCCCUCCAGAGUCUUUAAACUCUGAAACUACUGUGGUCUUUCGUGUUGGUUUACAGGAAUGUGGAAACACUCCCCAGAUGACUGCAGACUUGCUGCUGUAUAGCACCUUUCUGACCUACAAGCCAUCUUCUGCCACAAAUCUGCCCAUCACGAGGACCAGCUCUGCCGUAAUCCCUAUUAAAUGCUAUUACCCCAGGCAUGACAAUGUGAGCAGUAACGCCAUACAUCCAACAUGGGUUCCCUACAGUUCCACUUUAACAUAUGAGGAGAAGCUAAAUUUCUCCCUGCGCCUUAUGAAUGAUGACUGGAGUGGUCCCAGUUCUUCUAUCGUCUUUCAACUUGGAGAACCUUUGAAAAUAGAGGCCACUGUAGAUGCAAACAAUCAUAUUCCUUUGAGAAUUCUUGUAGACCGAUGUGUGGCCACACUGAAUCCAAAUACCACACAAGGACCUUCUUAUGAAAUCAUUGCUUACAAUGGGUGUUUAAUUGAUGGAAAACAAGAAGAUUCAAGUUCUGCCUUCAGAGCUCCAAGGCCUGACCCAAGCAAGCUUCAGUUUUCAGUUGAUGCUUUUAUGUUUAUUAAUGCAAACUCACCUUUGAUCUUUAUUACCUGUUUCUUGAGGGCUGUAACAAAUGAUGCUUCACCUGAUGCCUUAAACAAAGCCUGUUCAUACAGUAAAACAAACAGGUAG
Molecule: messenger RNA, 852 nt
Organism: Staurois parvus
Lineage: Eukaryota; Metazoa; Chordata; Amphibia; Anura; Ranidae
Source: the annotation of a GenBank genome assembly